Messenger RNA from Drosophila obscura, 2508 nucleotides. Its product is annotated as ribosome biogenesis protein BOP1 homolog. The record is from RefSeq and is a predicted model, not a curated record. Gene Ontology annotation, molecular function: ribonucleoprotein complex binding; protein binding. Gene Ontology annotation, cellular component: preribosome, large subunit precursor; PeBoW complex. Bases 67 to 2430 code for a protein of 787 amino acids. Lineage: Eukaryota; Metazoa; Arthropoda; Insecta; Diptera; Drosophilidae. The transcript has 5 exons. Gene Ontology annotation, biological process: maturation of LSU-rRNA from tricistronic rRNA transcript (SSU-rRNA, 5.8S rRNA, LSU-rRNA); ribosome biogenesis.
UACGUUUUGCCAUCACUAUCGCUGUCAGCAACACGUGCGCCGCGUUAGUUUUGUUUUCUGUUAAAAAUGACUAAAAAACUAACAAUAAAGCGAAAAGUAAAAGAGCCAGAGCCAAAAGAUGAAGUAUCGGACAGUCCCGAAUCUUCCGACAAUGAGGAGGAGGAGGAUCUGUUGCAAGCCGUGAAGGAUCCAGGCGAGGACUCCACCGACGAUGAGGGCAUAGACCAGGAGUAUCAGACAGACAGUAGCGAGGAUCUCGAAUUCGAAAGCGAUGGAGAAGGCAACUAUCUGGGCAGAAAAGGUGCCGAAGGCAGUUCAGGAGACGAUGAGGACGAGAGCGCAGAAGAUGAAGAAGAAGAAAAAGAGGGCGAUGAUGCUAAGAAGUCUGGCAAAAACAAUGACGAAGAGCCUGCCACAACGUCCAAGUCCAUCAAGAAAUCCCAAGAGAAGCCCACCACCAGCAGUAAGAAUGGUGGCGCAUCAGUGGUUCCCGCACGGGAUCCCUCAAAGGUGGAAUACGCCGACUCGGACACCUCUGACGAGGAGGACAUCCGCAAUACGGUUGGCAACAUUCCCAUGCACUGGUAUGACGAAUACAAGCACAUUGGCUACGACUGGGAUGCCAAGAAGAUAAUCAAGCCACCGAAGGGCGAUCAAAUUGAUGACUUCCUGCGUAAGAUCGAGGACCCGAACUUCUGGCGCACUGUCAAGGAUCCAAUGACCGGCCAGGAGGUGUUCCUCACAGAUGCCGACAUUGCUCUCAUCAAGCGCAUCGACUCGAACCGCAUACCCAACCAGGAGCACGACGAGUACGCGCCCUGGAUCGAAUGGUUCACCUCGGAGGUGGAGAAGAUGCCCAUCAAGAAUGUGCCGGACCACAAGCGCUCCUUCCUGCCUUCAGGGUCGGAGAAGAAGAGCGUCUCGCGCAUGGUGCACGCCCUCAAGAUGGGCUGGAUGAAGACCACCGAGGAGGUGGAGCGGGAGAAGCAAGAGAAGCGCGGCCCCAAGUUCUACAUGCUGUGGGAGACGGACACCAGUCGGGAACAUAUGCGACGCAUCCACGACCCCGUGUCAGCGCCCAAGCGCGACCUGCCCGGCCACGCCGAAUCGUACAACCCGCCGCCCGAGUACCUCUUCGAUGAGAAGGAGGCCAAGGAGUGGCACAAGCUGAAGGACGAGCCUCACAGGCGAAAGCUGCACUUUAUGCCGCAGAAAUUCAAGUCGCUGCGUGAGGUGCCCGCCUACUCGCGCUACCUCCGCGAACGCUUCCUGCGCUGCCUUGAUCUGUACUUGUGUCCGCGUGCCAAGCGCGUCAAGCUGAACAUCGAUGCAGAGUACCUCAUCCCCAAGUUGCCUUCACCGCGCGACCUGCAGCCAUUCCCAACCGUCGAGAGUCUGGUCUACCGCGGUCACACCGACCUUGUGCGGUCCGUCAGCGUGGAACCGAAGGGCGAAUACCUCGUAUCCGGCUCCGACGACAAGACGGUCAAGAUUUGGGAAAUUGCCACAGGUCGUUGCAUCCGCACCAUCGAGACCGAGGACGUGGUGCGCUGUGUGGCCUGGUGUCCGAAUGCCAAGCUCUCCAUCAUUGCGGUGGCCACCGGCAGUCGUUUGCUGCUGGUCAACCCGAAGGUGGGUGACAAACUUCUCGUGAAGAAGACAGACGACCUGCUGGCCGAGGCCCCAGUUCUGGACGUCAUCGAGAACGAGCGCAUCAAGACGGCAGUGCAGUGGGCCAAUGCUGAGCCCGCCGAUCAAGAGAAGGGCGUCAGAGUGGUCAUCACCCACUUUAAGCCCAUUCGUCAGGUGACUUGGCAUGGCCGCGGCGACUACCUGGCCACGGUGAUGCCCGAGGGCGCCAAUCGCUCGGCCCUGAUACACCAGCUCUCGAAGCGACGCUCUCAGAUACCCUUCUCGAAGAGCAAGGGCUUGAUCCAGUGCGUGCUCUUCCAUCCGGUGAAGCCGUGCUUCUUUGUGGCGACCCAGCACAAUAUACGCAUCUACGACCUGGUCAAGCAGGAGCUGAUCAAGAAGCUGCUGACCAACUCCAAGUGGAUUUCGGGCAUGUCCAUCCAUCCGAAGGGCGACAAUUUGCUCGUCUCCACGUACGACAAGAAGAUGCUAUGGUUCGAUCUGGACCUGUCCACCAAGCCCUACCAGACCAUGCGCCUCCAUCGCAAUGCCGUGCGCAGUGUGGCCUUCCAUCUGCGGUAUCCGCUCUUUGCCUCUGGCAGCGACGACCAGGCGGUCAUUGUCUCCCACGGAAUGGUCUACAAUGAUCUGCUGCAAAAUCCACUAAUUGUGCCGCUGAAGAAGCUGCAGACACACGAGAAACGCGAGGAGUUCGGCGUACUGGACGUCAACUGGCAUCCCGUCCAGCCCUGGGUCUUCUCCACAGGCGCUGACUGUACCAUCCGCCUUUACACAUAGACGAACAGUAGAGUAGUUGUGCCCUUUCAUGGCGGUUGUGUGAAAUUUCGAUAGUGAAUAUAUUAAUUUUUAAUGGAA